GACACAAUGGACCGUAGUCGAAGAGAUUCUGGUGGCCCUUAAUAACCCCAACAAGAAGCAGACACAAUGGGUCGCAGUUCUAAGGACAAACGAGAUGUUUACUACAGGCUGGCCAAAGAAGAAGGCUGGCGGGCAAGAAGUGCAUUCAAACUCAUCCAGAUAAAUGAAGAGUUUAACAUUUUUAAUGGUGUGACACGAGUUGUAGACUUGUGUGCUGCACCUGGUAGCUGGAGUCAAGUGUUAUCACGCACUCUUAGAGGUGCAGCACCAGAUCCAUCUGCAGUGAAAAUAGUGGCAGUAGAUCUUCAAGCAAUGGCUCCACUUCCAGGGGUAGUUCAGCUACAGGGUGACAUAACAAAAAUAAGCACAGCAGAAGCAAUCAUUAGUCACUUUCAGGGUGACACUGCACAACUGGUAGUGUGUGAUGGUGCUCCAGAUGUGACUGGCCUUCAUGACCUUGAUGAGUAUGUGCAAGCUCAGUUGCUGCUGGCAGCCUUGAAUAUUACUACCCAUAUUUUGGCACAAGGAGGAACCUUUGUUGCUAAGAUCUUCCGUGGUAAAGAUGUUACUCUCCUCUAUGCUCAACUCAAGAUUUUCUUCAAGCGUGUCACAGUGACCAAACCUCGCUCUUCACGAAAUUCAAGUAUUGAUACUUUGGGUGAAGGAGAGUUGUAUGAGUAUCGACCUCCAACUCAACCUCCAAUCAACCCAGCAUAUACAGCAGCAGUUGCUAUGAAGCGUCAGCGGCACCUGUUUUCAUCUACCUCUGCCAUUUCUACCUAUAAAAGCGAAAAUGACAUAACUAAUGAAAACAAAAGUGAAGAAAUUGAGCAGUCCAGUAUGGUAGCUGGUGAUAAUGAAAGUGAAAAUUGCAUGACAACUGAAAAUGAAAGCAAAAAACAAGAACAGUCGAUUGCUUCAGCCAGUGACCCUAAGACUGAGGCUGCGAGUAUAACCUUAAAAGACUUACACAUUGGUGAUAAUCACACCACUAAUAUUUCAUAAGUCAUUACUCAAUUUUGCCAUUCAUUAGCAUAGUACCAUGUAUUUAUAUUUAUAGAAUUUUAGGCAUUUUUAAUCUUUAAUUAUUGUUUAACCCUUUCAGGGUGCGUGCCGUAGAUCUACGGCUUUACGUUCAGAGUCCAAACCGUAGAUCUACGCCAUGAGCUCAGCUCACUCUGAUAAGCUGUGAGUGGUAAAUUUAGGCCUAGAUAUGAGAGAAUACAUCUAUGUAGUAUGUGUGCACCACAUAAAACAAAUCCUGCAGCACACAGUAUAUAAUGAGAGAAAAAAAAACUGAGACCGUGAUUUUCGAUUAAAACAGCGACUUUGCAGUGCUUUUUCAUAUAUUUUUUAUAGUUGUAUUUGCGAUUUCUUGGUCUCAUUUGAUAGAAUGGAAGACAUAUUACAGAAAUAGAGAUGAUUUUGAUUGGUUUUAGCACUGGAAAUGGCUUGAAACUGAGCUCAAAGUAGCAGAAAUGUUGAAUUUUUGCCAAUGUUCAAGAGUAAACAAACGACCUCACACGUCUAAUACACGCCAGCUGGUGGGUCUAAUAUACAUUCACAAAUGCGGUGAUGAUAUUUAUACAAUUAUUACAGUAUUGCAUAACAGUAAAUCUUCUAUUUUUUGGUUUGAAUAAAAAUUCAUUAUGUGAAUAAAAAACAAAAUGGAAUUAAUUUGUAAAGCCUCAAAACAUAACUAAUGAACAGAGGAAAUGUUAGUUUAGUGCCAGGAAUACCUACAUUGUUUAUUCUGGAGUCUAUUUUGAAAUUGGAAUAUUCUGAACUUCAUGUUAAAUUGGCCAAAUUACCAAUUUCCGAUCACUGAAAUUCUUGUGCUCAGUCGAUAGAAUAGAAGUAAUACUAGUGAAAUAGCUAAGAAUUUGGUCGACUGGAAUAAUGUAAUUGGCCUAAAAUGGGAGUCUAAGUCGGCAAAGUCGCCGAUUCGUAAAUAUUGCUUACACAUCAAAAUUCGCGAGAGCAUAAUUUCAUCAAUUUUCCAUCAAAUUUUGUACUUUUUGUUUUAUGACCUUCAGAAAAAGAUUCUCUACCAUUUCAUAAGAAAAAAUAACAAUUUUUUUUUUUUAAAUUCUUGGACCCUGGUGCUCACUUUGAAAU
Messenger RNA from Cherax quadricarinatus, 2118 nucleotides. The record is from RefSeq and is a predicted model, not a curated record. Lineage: Eukaryota; Metazoa; Arthropoda; Malacostraca; Decapoda; Parastacidae.